This is a messenger RNA of Siniperca chuatsi (mandarin fish), 1703 nucleotides long. RefSeq lists its product as uncharacterized. The transcript has 5 exons. Bases 238 to 1287 code for a protein of 349 amino acids. The record is from RefSeq and is a predicted model, not a curated record. Lineage: Eukaryota; Metazoa; Chordata; Actinopteri; Centrarchiformes; Sinipercidae. Gene Ontology annotation, biological process: response to bacterium.
CAUACUAGUGUUUAUAUUUGAUAUACAGAUCAUUUAUUUUUCCAGGAAGGCCAGGAUAAUGUUUUCAUGUAAUUCUCACCAUGUGAGUCUGCUCAAACACCGUGUUGCAGUGAGCAUGUGAACAUGUUUCCUAUAUGUUAUGCAGUGUUACCAGGUUGGCCAAUCAAACACAGUCUUGUCUGUGAAGAGUGGAGAAGCUAUUAAUAUUCUUUCAUUCAGCAGAGCAACGUUAACACGAUGACAUCUCCAAAGUUUGUUUUCUACCUGACAUGUUUGUUCUUGGGGAAAAUAGCUCAGAUGACUGAACUGCAAUUGUCUUCGUCUCAGCGUCAAGCGAGUGGUUUUUUAUCAGUUAAAGCAGGAGACAAGUUGACUUUACAAUGUUUUUAUGAAGGUGAAAUUUCAAAAAGGCUUUACUGGUACAAACAAACUCUGGGACAGAAACCAAGAAUCGUCUCUACCUUCUAUGUGUUUGAUGAGAAAGGCACUUUUUAUCAUGAAUUCCAGAAGAAUAUACGCUUCACAUUGGAUAGUGGAAAUGGUAAGAAUCACUUGAGGAUCUCGGAUUUACGUAUUUCAGACUCAGCUACUUACUACUGUGUGAGUAGUGAAUCACACACAUUUGAAUUUGCGGAGGUCAUUACUGUCAAUGUAAAGGGUUCAGGUUUGAACAUCCAAGCUUCGGUCCAUCAGUCAGCAUCUGAGACCAUCCAGCCAGGAGGCUCUGUGACUCUGAACUGUACAGUACACACUGGGACCUGUGAUGGAGAACACAGCGUUUACUGGUUCAGAAACUCUGAAGAAUCUCAUCCAGGACUCAUGUACACCCAUGGAGGCAGGAAUGAUCAGUGUGAGAGGAAACCCAACACACAAACACACACCUGUUUCUACAACUUGCCACUGACGAGCCUGAAUCUUUCUCAUGCUGGGACCUACUACUGUGCUGUUGCUUCAUGUGGACACAUACUGUUUGGAAACGGGACCAAGCUGGACUUAAGUAACAAGCAUGAGGUGGACUGUUUUGUCGUGGUGUAUUUCUUAAGUGGAGCUUUGGCAUUCACCGCCAUCCUGUUGGUUUUACUGGCCCACAAGAUGAACAAGAGAAAUAUUUUACAAUCUACAGAGUUUCACGCAAGAUUUUCAGCUACCUCCACAACAAACGUUGAGGGUUCCAGAGAAGCCGACAACCUCCAUUAUGCUGCUUUAAGUAUUAACCUUCCCAACAGAUCAAGAAGACAGAGGAAAAACCCUGAGAAUGAAUGCGUGUACUCCAGUGUCAAGAAGUAGACAUGUUUCAUUUUCACUUUUGAAGUAAAACUGCAUUUUUUUUUUACUAUUCCUUUAAAGGAUAAUGUAGAUUUAGAUGUACAUCUUGAGAUAAAUAUCUUUUUAUAUCUUAUUUGUGGUCUGCAGUCAAAGGAUACGAUAUCUCUACGCUUCAGUAAGGUUAAGUAAUGUGCACAUUUAGGGCCCUCUUCUCUUGUCGUUGUUUGUCUGUGGUUUCAAGCAGGAUGCCUCCCUAUUCUUACCUUGUUGUCUUACUAAGAAACCAUCCAUCCAAAAUCUUAUUUUUAUUACAUAAAAAUGUCUUUCUAAUCAAACCAGUAGAUAAGGUCAGAUUCAUUGAUGCUACACAAGUGACGCAUGAACUUUGAGGAUCAAGUAUGUCAUGGACUUUUUUGUUUUGCUCAUAGUGGUUUUAA